AUGAGAGCCCGAGUAGGGAGCUGUAUGAGCUUAUAUGAGAUGCAUCGUUAUCACUUCUUUGAGAUGCACGGUUGCACCAUCUUUUUGGUGCAUUGUUACACCAUCGUUGAGUUCAACCUGAUGUUCAUGAUGAUACAUCGUUUCGCAGGUUCUUGGCGACUCUGUGACAUUAGUUGUUGCUUCGCACGAUGCUUCAUCGCAAUGAGUGGGCAGCAACCGAUGAUGAUUAGUGAUAACCAACAAACGGUGGUCGGCGCUGCAGCACUAAGAGGCAACUUAAGUUCCUUCUUUAAGCUUCAGGCUUCAAGCCCGCUCCCCUUCCCUUUAAAGAGAGCUCUCACAGGCCAUGCAGAGGCCGCGAAGCAGGAGAAGAAGGCGUAUAUUGUGUACAUGGGCGAGCGGCUGAGGAAGGACGAUGUGUUCAUACAAUCAUCUCAUAGAAGUCUGCUUAAUCAAGUAAUUACGAGUGAUGAUGCAUCAGAACGCCUAAUCCAUAGUUACACCAGAAGCUUCAAUGCCUUAGCAGCCAUGCUAUCUGAUGCAGAAGCGAAGAAGUUAUCUGGUAUGGAUGAGGUGGUGUCUGUCUUCCCCAGCCAGCAAAGAGAGCUUCAUACCACGAGAUCAUGGAGCUUCAUCGGCUUCCCGGCGAGCGCGCCUCAUAAUGAUUUCGAGUCCGAUGUUAUUGUUGGCAUGCUAGACACCGGCAUUUGGCCGGAAUCUAAAAGCUUCGAUGACGCCGGCUUUGGCCAGCCACCACACAAGUGGAAAGGCACUUGCCAGACGUCCAACCACAACUUCACUUGUAACAACAAGAUCAUUGGAGCUCGCUACUACCACCUUCAAGGAAAUAUAAGCGCAGGCAACAUCCCCUCCCCACGCGACACCGCCGGCCACGGCUCUCACACCUCCUCCACCGCCGCCGGUCGUUCGGUCUCUAAUGCCAGCCUCUCCGGCCUCGCCGCCGGCACUGCUCGAGGCGCCGUGCCUUCGGCUCGGCUCGCCGUCUACAAAGUCUGUUGGGAAUGCUCUGACGUUGACCUCCUCGCCGGCUUCGACGAUGCCAUUGCAGACGGCGUCGACAUCAUUUCCAUUUCAAUCGGCUCAAGCUUUGCUGUCGAUUACUUCUCUGAUCCGAUUGCCAUUGGAAGCUUCCACGCUUCCAAGAAUGGUGUUCUGGUUUCAUCCUCGGCUGGUAACUCCGGACCAGGAAGGUAUAGUGUGGCAAACUUCGCCCCGUGGAUGCUGACGGUGGCCGCGAGUACUAUUGACCGCAAGUUUGUUGCUGAAGUCAAGCUUGGUAAUGGUGAAGUUUAUCAGGGAAUGGCUGUGAACACAGAUGGCGACAGCGCACAACUACACCCUUUGAUAUACGCAGCAAAUGCUCCUAACAAAUCUGCAGGCUAUGAUGGUUCAUCUUCUAGGUACUGCUUUGAAGGAAGCUUGGAUGAGAAAGUGUCCAGGGGGAGCGUGCUUAUAUGCGAUGCAUUAAACGACGGAUCUGGGCCGCAAGCUGCAGGUGCUCUUGGGACAAUUAUGCCGGCACAAAAUGCGAAUGAUUUCGCCUAUGAGUUUAAACUUCCUGUCUCCGUGUUGGGAGUUAAUGAUAGCGCUAAAGUCCUUUUAUACUCCAAUAAAACAAAAAAUCCUAUGGCAAGUGUUGCAAAGAGUGAGGGAGUGUUGGACAGCCUCGCGCCUUAUGUGGUCUCAUUCUCGUCUCGAGGACCACAUCCCAUCACAAAUAAUUUACUCAAGCCUGAUUUGGCCGCGCCUGGAGUCGAUAUCUUAGCAGCAUGGUCUCCACUUAGUAUUCAAAAAUCUUCACUAUAUAACAUUGUUUCUGGUACUUCCAUGGCUUGCCCUCAUGUUAGUGGCUCUGCUGCCUACGUCAAAUCAUUCAACCCUUCUUGGUCUCCAGCUGCUAUCAAAUCUGCUCUUAUCACCACAGCAAGCAACAUGAACCCGAACAAGAACACUGAAGCAGAAUUUGCUUAUGGAGCAGGACAAGUAAAUGCCCUCGGAGCAUUAAAGCCCGGUCUUGUCUAUGAUGCAGAAGAAGCUGACUAUGUGAAAUUUUUAUGUGGUCAAGGCUACUCCACCAAAAACCUUAGACUUAUAACAGGAGACUCCAACAGUUGUACUCCUGAAAAUAAUGGGACUAUCUUUGAUCUCAAUUACCCUACUUUUGCAUUACUGAUUGCUACUGGAAAGCAUUUUUCAGCAACAUAUAACAGAACUGUCACUAAUGUUGGUGAUUCAAAUUCUAGCUAUAAGGUGGAUGUGAGUGCUCCUUCUGGGCUUAAGAUUAAGGUUGACCCGCAAGUAUUGACUUUUCAAAACCUUCUUGAGAAGAAGUCCUUUGUGGUGACGGUAGAAGGAGAAACCAAGGAGACACUUCUAUCAGCUAGUUUGGUGUGGAGUGAUGGUGUGCAUGAUGUAAGAAGCCCUAUUAUUGUUUAUGCUGCUUAA
Molecule: messenger RNA, 2466 nt
Organism: Phalaenopsis equestris
Lineage: Eukaryota; Viridiplantae; Streptophyta; Magnoliopsida; Asparagales; Orchidaceae
Product: cucumisin-like
Biological process (GO): proteolysis
Molecular function (GO): serine-type endopeptidase activity
Source: RefSeq, a predicted model, not a curated record